Limulus polyphemus (Atlantic horseshoe crab) is the source of this 1964-nucleotide messenger RNA. RefSeq names its product gamma-glutamyltransferase light chain 1-like. The record is from RefSeq and is a predicted model, not a curated record. Bases 36 to 686 code for a protein of 216 amino acids. The transcript is spliced from 4 exons. Lineage: Eukaryota; Metazoa; Arthropoda; Merostomata; Xiphosura; Limulidae.
UCAAGAAGCUCGCAUCGAAAGAAUAUGCCCGAGAAAUGCGACAAAGGAUCGACGAUUACCAGACAUUUAAACCUAUUCAUUACGGAAUAAAAACAUUCCUUUCAACGGACGAAGGUGCUUCUCAUCUGUCCAUAUUUGCCCCAAAUGGUGAUGUAGUAGGAGUGUCUACUUCCAUCAACUCCCACUUCGGUAGUAAAAGAGCUUCAUUAUCAACAGGAAUUAUUUUCAACAAUGCAAUGAACAUCUUCAGCUCACCUAACAACAGAAGUCGUCAUGGUCUUCCACCUGCAGAGUACAGCACUGUAUCUCCUGGGAAACGACCACUUUCUUCAAUGUGUCCAACAAUAGUAAUAGAUGGUGACGGGAACGUAAGACUUGUAAUAGGGGGGACAGGUGGCGUCAAAAUUAUCACGGGAGCUGCACUCGUUAGUGUCCUGAACUUAUGGGCAGGGAAAUCCAUUAAAGAAGCCGUUUAUUCCCCACGUGCCCACCACCAGCUGCUUCCAGAUAUAGUUGAAUACGAAUCUGGUUUCUCCCAGGAGGUACUACAGGGACUUCAGCAGAAAGGACAUGACGUAGAGGAAAUGGGUAGUUUUAGUUCUGUUAUCAUGGGAAUUGUUCGGGAUAAAGACGAACUGUAUGCUAGCGCCGACUAUCGGAGAGGAGGAGCAACUGAUGGAUUCUAGAGGAGCAACCAACAGUGGUAUAUUGGAUUAUAAAUAUCGGACCAAUUGAUGUGAUUCGGGAAAAUGUGUUAGUCUUGCGUGGGAAUAAUGCUGAAACGCUUCCAUAUUCGUGUGCACAGGGUGUUUUGAAAAGGUGUCGGACCAGCUGCUGUAAGUGACAUUAUUUAUAUCCACCACUACAGACACUUGUAAUUGUUCAGAUGUAGACUAUUGAAACACUCUUCACGAUGAUUGGUGUAAAUCAAACCACUCUUCUCUGUGAUUGUUGUAACUGAUCUGAGAGCUUAAUUAAUUUAAUAGUCGAACUGUGAUUUUUGAUGUAUAUAAGUCAGCUUAAUUUAUGUAAUUCCAGAGCAUAGGUGUUUGUACAAGUUGGAGACAUUCUUAUAUUUUUAAUUGUUGAAUUCCAUUUUAUUUCAAAAUAGUGGAUAUUUAAAUGGGAACAAACUUUAUUUUAAACGAAUUCUUUAUCAGUGUCUUAUAUUUUAUCAUUACAGAGCGCAUCACCAGCUUCAGUAUCGAACAGCGCUCUGAAUAUAGCCGAAUAUAGGGUUUAUAAGUAUUAUAAGUUAAUUACGUAAAUGUCACUACGAAUAUUGUCGUUAACUAAAAAAUACGAUAACCUAUAACCCGAGCGUUUUCGAAAGGGGGGGGGGGCUUUGUUUUUCAUCAGAGAGAAUUUUAAUGUUUUUGCCAAAACUUUUCCCUCCUCCUUCGAUCCCAGUUCUUCCUUUACACUUGCCUCCCCCCUCCACAGAAAAGCGCACGUGGUUGAUAGUAAUGCCUCCAUUGUUUCUGAUAAAUAUGAAUAUCGAAACUAGUUUCACCUUCUCUACCCUACUUCACAGUUUGCGUAUUUAUUUUAUAAAAUUUGGCCGCGUACUGACUUUUUAAUCACGUCUUAGCAUUUCUUCAUUGUCUUUUGGUAUCAAGUUUUAUAUUAGAAGAUUGAUAUAUCCCGACUCUACACCGUCACAGCAGUCUCUCUCCCACACAACGAUUCCGACUCUACACCGUCACAGCAGUCUCUCUCUCCCACACAACGAUUCCGACUCUACACCGUCACAGCAGUCUUUCUCUCACAACGAUUCCGACUCUACACCGUCACAGCAGUCUCUCUCCCACACAACGAUUCCGACUCUACACCGUCACAGCAGUCUCUCUCUCCCACACAACGAUUCCGACUCUACACCGUCACAGCAGUCUUUCUCUCACACACAACGAUUCCGACUCUACACCGUCACAGCAGUCUCUCUCUCCCACACAACGAUUCCGACU